Messenger RNA from Drosophila arizonae, 4465 nucleotides. It is a transcript of the gene side-V, whose product is annotated as sidestep V. Lineage: Eukaryota; Metazoa; Arthropoda; Insecta; Diptera; Drosophilidae. Gene Ontology annotation, molecular function: protein binding. The record is from RefSeq and is a predicted model, not a curated record.
ACCCAACACCCACUGCUAACUGCAUAAAUAAGGCAGCCAAUAUCAAAGUUAAAAUUAUAAUAGAUCGAGCACCUGCCCCCACUCUGCGAAAUGCCGCAGCGCGCAAUUGCCACGAUGUGCACAACGAAAAAGAACAAGAACUGCUAUCAAAACACCAACAACAACAAUAGGAGCAACUAUUGCAAYAACAACAGCGGCAAGGAGUCGUCCUGCUUGCCAGUCCUGUGGGUCGCCCUAGUUGGCAUCGCCCUCGCCCUGAACCUGCCCGGCUGCCUUGGCGAACAGCACCCGGCGACGGCUGAUGAAGGUCCUCUGUCGGAGGUACUAACGGCCGUGGGCUCCGAGGUGGCGCUGCCCUGUGACCUAAUGCCGGGCACAAUGAUCGCCGACAAGGUGCAGCUGGUCAUCUGGUAUCGCCAGGGCAAUGUGAAGCCCAUCUACACCUUUGAUGCGAGGGGGCGUCCGCUCCACCAGGCCGUGCCCUGGGCCGACGAGAACGUCUUCAACAAGAAGGCCCACUUCUACUAUGACACAAAUCCGCCGGCUUUGCGCAUCAAGAACAUCCAGACCACAGAUGCUGGGCUCUACAAAUGUCGCGUUGAUUUCCAUAAAUCACCAACCCGCAAUUGGCGCAUUAAUGUGACAGUCCUUGUGCCGCCCACCCAGCUGACCAUAUUGGACCAUCAUGGAGCCGCGGUGCGCGACCAGACGGCUGGCCCCUAUCUGGAGGGCGACAGCAUCAACUUGACCUGCCUGUCCAGUGGCGGCGUGCCACCGCCGCGCGUCUCCUGGUGGCGCGAGCACGCCCUUAUCGACGACUCCUUUCAGGUGCUGCCCGACGGCUCGGUGCGCAAUACGCUGCACCUCAAGAAUAUACAGCGCAAGGAUCUGCUAACGAUGUAUACCUGCCAGGCCACCAAUGGCCAUGUCGUUCCGGCACUGACCAAAAAAGUUAUCCUGGACAUGAACCUGCCCCCGCUGAGUCUACUGCUGCAGGGCCUCAAUCAUGCCGUUGUCGCUGGCACACGCACCCAUGUGACCUGCACAGCCAUCGGGGCUCGUCCGCCGCCACAUAUCAUCUGGUCAAAGGCGGGCCAGAUACUGAAGGGCUCUUCUCAGUCGACCUCCUCCGAUGGCAAUACGACCAUUUCGGAGCUAAUGCUCAUACCCGUGCCGGAGGACAAUGAGCGUCAAGUUGUCUGCUCCAUUGCUCUCAACUCGGGCAUUACCUCCCAGCAGCUGCACGAAGGCGAUACCACGGUGAUGACGACUCUGGGCAAUGGCAACAUGGGCCUCUACCUCAAGGACUCGCGAGUGCUCAACGUGACGCAUGCACCCAUUGUGAACCUGAACUUGGGCGCGCCGCUCGAUGCCAACAACUUGCUGAAAGGCUCCGAUGUGUACCUCGAGUGCGAUGUGCGUGCCAAUCCCGCCAUAACGCGCGUCGAGUGGUAUCACAAUGAUAAGCAGCUGCACUCUUCACGCGGCAUCAUCAUCUCCAAUCAGACGCUGGUCCUGCAGGGUAUCUCGAAGUCGUCGCAUGGCCAGUACUUCUGCCGCGCCACCAAUCUGCAGGGCAGCGUGUCCAGCAACGAGGUUUACCUGGACGUCAAAUAUCCGCCCGUGUGCAAGUCCGACUCGACGAUUAUACGCGCCGCACUCAAGCAGACAAUCAACAUUACCUGCGAGGUGGACGCCAAUCCACUCGAUAAUCUAAAUUACAAGUGGCACUUCAACAACUCGCUGGAGAGUCUCAUCGAGCUGCCGGUGCUGGCGCAGCUGGCGCCCGCGACGCUGCCCCUGCAGCUGCCAUCGGGCGCUUCCGGCGGAUAUUAUCAGCGCAGCAAACGGAAGCACGCACAUGGCGGCCAGCGACUGCUGCACGGUCGCCAUGGGCGCGUGGCCAGCAUUGUGGACAUGACAGCCGCCGUGCGCUUCGAGGAUGACUACGACCAGGACCUGGAGGACCAUGAGCAGCAGCUCGACAGCUAUGCGGACUACGCGGAGCCGCCCUACACCCAAAUGGUCUACUCGAACAUGGUGCACAAGAACCACGUGGACGGCAAGCAGCCCCAGCGCAAGCAGCCCGCCCCACAGCUGCAGCCGGGCGAGGCGGGGGCCCAUCACAUCAGUGCGGCUAGCGCUGGACAGCUGGCCGAGCGCAAGCGCCUGGCAGCGCUGCACAAGCAGCAGCAUCACCGACAGCUCCUGGCCACGCCCACCACUACAACGGCGCCCCCGCUGAACAAUGUGUACAGCUAUCAUGUGGAGAGCUACGAAAGCUUCGGCGCGAUUUCGUGCGUGGCCAACAGCCCCAUGGGCCACAGCCAGCCCUGUUGGUAUCACAUCCAGCCAGCAGAUCUGCCGGAGCCGGUUAAGAACUGCACGGCGUAUAAUGCGACGGCCAACUCGUUGCAGAUCCAGUGCGUGCCCGGCUAUGAUGGCGGCAUUCCGCAACAUUUCCAUGCCCAGGUGUACGACGAGCUCACCCGCCAGAUACUGUACAAUGCCUCCUAUAAGUAUGCGGACUUCACAGUGAAGCGCCUGCCCAGCGACUCGGCGUUCAACAUUCGGGUAACUGCUGUCAAUGCACAGGGCUCCAGCAAGGUGGCAUAUCGCGUGCGUGGACGCACACUCUCGGCGCCCCUCCUGCGCACAGCUUCCUCGACUGCGGUGCUGGUGCAACUGACACCGCUGCUGGGGGCGCUAGUUGGCGUCAUUGCGACACUCUUUCUGGUGGCCAUUUGUGUUGUGAUCUUUAUUAAAUUCCGCAGCAAACAGAGCCGGCGGCAUGCGAGCGGCGAUGCGACCACAACAGAGGCGGACAAGGGCAGCGCCGAGCCCCUGUCCCGCAACAUGGGCAGCCAUUCAAGCUUGGAGGACAAAAACCCGGACGUAGUGCCGCAGGAGGCCAACAGCGAGGACGAAUUCCACCUAGAGGAGAAGGCAUUCGACCGCCUCAAUAUGGAAUCACAGCGCAUUCUCUACACGCCGCCCGCGCGCAUCAACACCGCCUCGCCACCGCCGCCCUCGCUAUCGCCCACAUUCGGCAAACAGUAUGGAGAGCUGUCGCUGACGACCAAUCCCGCUUUUAGUUUGUACAACACACCACAGAGGGCGCCAGCUGCCCAACGCCCGGUCUACACGGCUCCGCCGCCCCUGUUGUCAACACGAACGCCGCCAAAUAUUUAUACUAGAAUACCGGGACGCGGCAGCAGUGGGCCGAACGGAGGCGCCACCACCUACUUGCCCGCGUACGAGACACGCACGUCGCCAACCUCGCCCUACGGCUCGACCACGACCUGCACCAUGCCGCUGCUGAAUGGCCAGUCGAAUGGCUCGCUGCAGACCAACAGCGGCAGCAUUGGCGCUGGCAUCACGUGCAACACGCUGCCGCACCCGGGCAGCCUGCACUUGGGCGGCGUCUCGGCCGCGAUGACCAGCUCGGUGACCAGCGGCAACAUAACCAUCGGAGCUGCCCAGUCGCUGCUCACCUCGCCGCGCUCCCAGACCGCCUACAGCACGCUGGGCACCGGGGCUGGCACACAGUCGCCGCUGCUGAGCGUGGGCAGCUCCUUGAUGGGAGUCGUCGGCGGUGGCGCGAGCAACUACGAGACGAUGGGCUCCUGAGAGUUAGCCAAAGAUGACAUUAAAUGUCAGAUCGUGUGCAUAGGCGGGAGCAGUACGUGCACCACAUCGGGCGCCGAGCGCACCACCAUCGUCUAAACCAAUCCUCCUCCCCCUCAGCUKCACUACCCGGCCCUGCCCAGGCCCGGGCCAGAACUGCACUCCCACUUUGUAUUAUAGUUAUGUAGUUGUCCAGCACCUUCGUCUAGCUCUUCGAAUAUAGCUCACGGCAGACAUUUCGCAUGAGGCGAGGCGAAGCGAACAGAACUUACAAGACUUCCAAGAGGGCAGAGCGACUAGGAGCGAAGUUGAGCGGACUCGACUUGAACUGUAAACCACAAGAGAACGAAGCAUUUAUAGUUUACUCCACUACCCGAAGAGCAGUUUGCAUAUAGUUCGGCAUAUAUAYAUACGASRAUAUAUAUGCAUWUCGGUGAAACCAGGCAAUACUGAUAGUUUUAGCUUACRCUUACGAGUAUGUACCAAGAAACAGUUAGAUACUGAACUAGGUAUACUUGAGAUACUUUGUGCGCAAAUUACUUCAAUGAAAUUAAUGAGCUAUGCUUGUGAAUUCACCAAGAAACUAGUUUAAACAAAUACUUAACUAAAUGCAAAUACAUCAUAGCGAAAAUAUAUAUAUGAAUACACGAAGAAAAUCUAUAUGAAUGUAUAUCGAAGAACCCUUUGAGAAUUUAGAUGUGUCCCGUAUUGUAUAUACUAACUAGACUAAGACUAUGAGAUCCAUAGAGGUUAGCAUUAAUUAUAGUCACUUAACUCGUGUAGUCUGUAACUAAAUUAGUUAGUCACAUUGAAUCUACGAAAAGACUAUCCCCCUUUC